AUGGGUUGGCCUUAUCACAUAGUCAAACUCAGUCCAGAGGAAAAGUCGCAGCGUCGAGAGCUUCUCGAUCGAUACGGGUUAUACUCUCAGCUGUCCGUCUUCAUACCGGUUUUGUCCUUUUGGCUGUAUCGGUUAGGGCAUUGGGUCUAUCUCCGCUCGACUCGGAGAGACGGAUAUAGUGCAGUUACUCGUCCAGCAGAGUCAAGGACUUUGAGUACUGGGAAUUUUGUGAGGCGAUGGCGGUCGAUACUGUGGUGGCUCGAAGAUGAAGUCGCUCCCGACUGGGGUGCAAGGCAGCAUUGGAUUUUUGGGACAGCAUGGGCGCUAUGGUUGCUAACUUUGUGCAUUUAUCAGACAGGGACAGAUUAUCUUCAUGUGACAAAACGCUUUGGCAUAGUAGCUGUGGCGCAACUACCCACACAUUUUGUCCUUGCAGUCAAAUCUCGAUACAAUCCUUUAGCAUUGCUCUUCAACACUUCGUAUGAGAGACUGCUACCAUGGCACCGAAUAUCCGGCAGACUGAUAUUCCUUCUGAUCGUUGUCCAUGCGACAUUGUACCUGAAUUACUUUAUCCAAACGGCAACGCUACAAGAGCAUCUCACUUCUCUCAAGAUCAUCCUUGGCAUUGCAUCAUUCAUGUCCCUUUUCGCCAUGAUGAGCACCAGCAUCGAGGCCGUCCGUUGUCGCAACUAUCGGUUAUUCUACAUCACACACUCGAUUCUUGCAUCCCUUGUCCUGAUCUUUCUUGUCUUUCACGCAAAGUCUCUACGCUGGUACAUCAUUGAGACACUGGCUGUCACUCUUCUGUCCCUACUCAACCGUCUAGAUACCAUCACCGCGUAUGCGGCCAUAUCGCGAAUCCCGCGAACGAACCUCAUCAGCGUGCAGAUCCCUAUUCCCGCAUCAAAAAUAGAAAGAUUCCGAGCAGCGCCAGGCCAACACGUCUACUUAUCCUUGCAUGCGGAAACAGCGAUGAAGGUAAAGUCCUCGCUCAUACAGAACAUGUUCCUCCGAAAUCCAUUUACUGUCGCAAAUGUCUCGGAGAACAAUGAGAUCACCCUCGUUGCGCGGGUGCAAGAUGGUCCUACGUCCAGAGCCUUGGAAGCCCUGGCAGACUCGGCAGAGAAGCCAAGUCUGCUUGAGAUCUACGGACCUUUUGAGAGUAUCCCCCGUUUCUCAAAGCUGGCAAGGAAGUAUGAUCGAAUUCUUCUUGUGGCGGGUGGAGUUGGCGCGACUUUUGCUUUGCCGGUCUACCGUGAACUGAAGGAGCAAGUCGAAGCGGAAGGCAAGGGACAAGAUAGGAUUACAUUUGUGUGGUCUAUGAAGACGCUGGAAGAAGCUGCGUUGGCGGUGGGAUUGGCGGAUGGGCAGGCCUUGACGCAAGAUGAGAACGUCAAACUCUACCUGACUCAGUCCUAUCAUAUGCGCAGGCAAAAGCCUUCUGCGGAUGAGUGUGUCGAGCUAGAGGAGUUACAGGCGCAGAGAACAGUUGUAUGGUCAUGCGCGGAAACUGGACGGCCCGAUCUGGACAAAAUUGCGGGUGAUGUCAUCGGCGAGGCUGAUGAGCGCGUAGCUGUGCUGUUCUGCGGACCACCAGGCAUGGGGAGGAUAUUACGGGAAAAUAUUGGCAGGUAUGUACGGGAAGGACGAGAGGUCUGGUGGCAUGCUGAAGCCUUUGGGUGGUGA
Messenger RNA from Aspergillus fischeri NRRL 181, 1686 nucleotides. Its product is annotated as putative metalloreductase Fre8. Gene Ontology annotation, cellular component: plasma membrane. Lineage: Eukaryota; Fungi; Ascomycota; Eurotiomycetes; Eurotiales; Aspergillaceae. Gene Ontology annotation, molecular function: ferric-chelate reductase activity. The transcript is spliced from 2 exons. Gene Ontology annotation, biological process: copper ion import; intracellular iron ion homeostasis; iron ion transport. Bases 1 to 1686 code for a protein of 561 amino acids. The record is from RefSeq and is a predicted model, not a curated record.